Molecule: messenger RNA, 2968 nt
Organism: Sipha flava (yellow sugarcane aphid)
Lineage: Eukaryota; Metazoa; Arthropoda; Insecta; Hemiptera; Aphididae
Gene: CenB1A
Product: arf-GAP with coiled-coil, ANK repeat and PH domain-containing protein 2
Exons: 15
Coding region: 481-2760 (759 amino acids)
Cellular component (GO): cytoplasm
Molecular function (GO): protein binding; GTPase activator activity
Source: RefSeq, a predicted model, not a curated record
GGCAACGGUUACCAUCGCCGGCGUGCAGGAUCUCCUUCGAACGCGGUUGUGCUGCCGUUCGCGCGACGUAAUUUCGGCGCGGUGGAAGGGCGCUCGGCCGGACGGCGGCGGCGGUGUCAGGUGUCGCGCCCGUUAUCUGCUACGUUCGGCUCUCGCGUGCGCUUGCGCAUGCGCCCGUGUACGGGUGCGAGCGUGUGCGUGCGCGCGCGCCUCGAUCGCUCGUCGUGUUAUUCACUCCAUCUCGCUCGCGCACCGUCCACCGAUAUUCCUCUGCGCGCAAUCGAUUCGUCGCUGCCGCCGCCGCCGCCGCCGUCACUAUCGUCACUGUCGUGUUUACGGCACCCGUCCGCGCGUCCCACCCUCAGACCCGUCAACAAAACGGAACCCCGGUCCCCGGCCAUGGUCGUCGCGUUCUGAGACCGUCGAGGCCCGUACGCGCGCGAGCUCGUUUAUCUCAAACGUCGCCUGGAAACUGCCGCGAUGCAAACCAUUUCGGUGACCGAUUGUCUGCAGGACUCGCCCAAGUUCAGAACACAACUAGAUCGACAUGAGUCCAAUAUUGAUUUACUGGAACAUAGACUAGAAAAGGUCGUAAAAGUAUGUAGUUUAAUGAUUGACUCUGGAAAGACUUAUGUCAGUCAACAAUCAUUAUUUGCUAAUAGCUUGUGGGAAAUGGGACUUUGUUUCCGUGAUGACACCUCAUCUACUAAAAACUUGAAUAAAAUUAUUCAUGCUCUUCAAGAAAUGAACAAAUUUUUAACAACAUUCCUAGAUCAAGCUUCACGUACAGUUUUAAAUAAUUUAACAGUAUUUGUUAAAGAGGAUAUAAAAGCAAGUAAAGAAUCAAAGCAUGUAUUUGAAAAGGCAGCAUCUGAACUCGAUGCAGCUCUAUUAAGAAACUCACAGGUAUUAAAAUCACGCCCACAUGAAGCAGAUGAACUGUUAGGUCAAGUUGCAUCGGCUAGAAGUUCUUUUCGUCAUGCUGCCUUGGAUCAUGUCCAUUGUAUUACCAUGCUUUUGGCCAGGAAAAAACCAGAAAUUUUUUCAACAUUAUUGUUUUAUAUCCAAGCAUGGAGUACAUAUUUUCAUCAAGGGUUUACAUUGACUGAAGAUUUACAAGAUUUUAUUCAAAAUUUGAAUGAAGAAGUUAAUGUGAUGACCACUGAUGCAACUAAAAUGGAAAAACAGCUUAGUGAACAUCAUAAACUAGUUGACAGCCAUGAUACGGUUAUGGUGAUUGGUGAUGACUGUGAAAAUAGUGCCAAGAAUAAGGAAGUGACUCGCAUUGAAGGUUAUCUGUACAAGCGAACCAGUAAUGCAUUCAAGACAUGGAAUCGACGAUGGUUUUAUUUAAAGAAUAAUCAACUUGCAUACCGUAAAAGAAAUGGUGAAGACUUGUUUACCAUAAUGGAAGAUGAUCUAAGAAUUUGUUCAGUUAAACCGGCAUAUGAUGCAGAACGAAGAUUUUGUUUUGAAGUUUUGUCACCUACAAAGAGUCACAUUUUGCAAGCUGAUUCUGAAUAUGUGUAUAAGUCAUGGAUAGAAGCACUUCAACAAGGCAUUGGAGCUGCAAUACAACAUAGUGAUCAACGAAGUACUAAUCAAUCUUCUGGGAAUAGUCAAAUGACCAAUGAUUUUAAUACUCUAAACAAUCGUUUAUCAAGCAAUUCAAAUAAAAUUAGAAAGUCCAAGACUCUGGAAGUUUUGGUAAAAAUUCCUGGCAAUGAAAAGUGUUGCGAUUGCAAAGCACCAAACCCAAACUGGGCUAGCAUAAACCUGGGCAUUACAUUAUGUAUUGAAUGUUCUGGUGUACAUCGAAGUCUGGGUGUUCAUUAUAGUAAAGUCCGUUCAUUGACACUUGAUGACUGGGAACCAGAGAUUUUAAAAGUUUUAGCUGAAGUUGGAAAUUCUGUAGUCAAUGAAGUGUAUGAAUAUAAUGUUCCUAAUACAGUGAUUCGCGCUUCAGCAAAAUGUCAUGACUCUAUUCGUGAGCAAUGGAUUCGAAAUAAAUAUGUAGAUCGCUUAUAUGUAAAACCAUUACCUAAUAAUGAAUUAGUUUUGGAAGAAAUACAAGAAAAUACCAAAAAAUGGAGUGUUCUUAAAGUUAGACGAAGAGGAACACAGUACAAAUCUGUGCAAAAAAAUGAAAAAAAAGAUAAUGUCAUGAUAUUUAGUGGCAAUGCCGGAAGUAUAUCUUUAGAUGCUAUAAGUAGUGACGAUGAGUCAACAAUUAGCGAUGAUGGAGUAGAUGUAGAAGAAGAAGACAUGUGUACAUUAGGACCAGACAUGUUGCUAUACCGUGCUGCAGCAGCCCAUAACCUACCAGUAAUGUGUCAUGCUAUAGCAAUAGGAGCAGACAAAAAUUGGAGAAAUCCUAACGAUAAUGGAAGGACUUGCCUUUUCCAAGCUAUACUCAGUGGAUCUGUUAUGGCUUGUGAAUAUUUAAUUUUAAAUGCAUCUGACAUAAAUAUCCAAGACUUUGAUGGUCAGACGCCUCUAUUUUUCGCUACACAAUUGGAUCAUACAGCUCAAGUUUGUCUUCUAUUAAAACACAAAGCAAAUCAGUAUCUUCGAAAUCAUGAAAAUGUUGAACCGCUAGAAGUGGCCAUAAAACAAGCUAAUGCAAAUAUAGUAACAUUGCUUAAACUAAGUCGUUUGAAUGAAGAAAUAAAAAAUUCUGAACAUGGAAAUUCAGAAGAAUCUUUCAAUGAAGUGGUACGUGAUUUUGCCCAACUCACAUUCAGUCCUUUACAUAAGUGAUUAUUGAACAAAUAUUAGCCUUAAAAAUUACUAUACUUUUACUCCACAAGACUUCAGUGGUUUUCUCUUGCAGUAUAUUAUAUACCUCUUAGAUUUAUUACAACGACAUCCAUGUUAAUGAACAAAUACUAUUAAGACUACUACUAUUUAUAUAAUGUGUAUUUGUGGCCUGAAAUUGUUUUCAUUUAUGGCGUUUUCUUAAUAAUUU